Molecule: messenger RNA, 1443 nt
Organism: Drosophila innubila
Lineage: Eukaryota; Metazoa; Arthropoda; Insecta; Diptera; Drosophilidae
Product: CAAX prenyl protease 1 homolog
Exons: 1
Coding region: 1-1443 (480 amino acids)
Biological process (GO): CAAX-box protein processing
Cellular component (GO): endoplasmic reticulum membrane
Molecular function (GO): metalloendopeptidase activity
Source: RefSeq, a predicted model, not a curated record
AUGGGCUAUUCGUUAUACCAGGACCCGAUGCAAAGCCAGCCCAUUGAAGUCCUGUACACAGGAAUCGGCUACCGAUGGGCGCCCGACUCGUUCAGCCUGUCGGAUCCCGUAUUCCUGCGACACAUUCUGGUCAUGAUGUGCGUGGUGCGCAACAUGUUUCAUGUGUAUCUUUGCUGGCGGCAGCUGCGUUUAUGCCAAUGGGUUAAGGAGCUGCCAAGUGAGAUGCAAAGCGCCAUGUCCAAGGAGGACUUUCAGCUGGCGAAAGUUGACGAGGGACAUGCAGUUGAGCAGAAGCUACUCUCCUAUAUAUUUGAUGCCAUAUUCAGUUGCUUUGAGCUAUACCUUGGAGUUCUUCCAGCUCUUUGGAGAGUAAUCAUCAGAUUCUACAGCAUAGUUGAUGAUCUGAUCUGGCAGAGUAUUGCGUUUGUCUGGCUUUUUACCUCUUACAUGGUGCUACGUGGCCUACCGUUAGUAUUCUAUACCAAGUUGGUGCUGGAGCCCUUUUAUGAUGUCAGUCCGGAUAAAUCGAUACCUUUGGUGGGUCUCCUUUGCUCCUUUGCCCUGCUCAUUGUACUGCUGCAGGUGGCACUAAUUCCGCUAACGACGAUUUUUCUAUUCAUCGAAAGUCAUGGCGGAUCUUACUUUGUGCUUUGGAUUUGGGGAUUUCUGUUUGUUACAUCUCUGCUGCUUUAUGUACUUAUCAACUUGUAUGGCAUUUCAUUCUUUGGUCAGCAAUCAAAGCUACCAGAAGGCGCCUUGAGCAAUGCCCUCAAGGAUCUGCUGCCGAAAUUCGAGUUUCCAACCGACUGUGUCUAUGUAAUACGUACAUUUUCAUCGAACAACGCGACGGCCUAUGCCUUUGGCUGCUUCUGUAGAAGACAAGUGGUCAUAUUGGAGAAUUUGUUUUGGAAUCACGGCAGGCCAGAGUCGGAAUUGCGGCCGGAGGAGAUCGGUAAGGGCUUGACGGAUGACCAGCUGAUUGCCUAUAUUGCACAUGAACUAUCUCAUUGGUACUUUCAACACUCUCGCAAAGUCUUUUGCAUGGCGCAUGCCACACUCCUCAUGUAUCUGAUUAUAUUUGGCACCUGCUACAGACAGUCCGUGCUGUACGAGGCUGCGGGAUUUCCAAAAACAUUCUAUCCACCCAUUGUUGGCUAUUGGCUGGUGUAUAAGUAUGUGAUGCCAUUGUAUGUGACAAUUACCAAUUGGAUUGUCUAUUAUUUUAUGCGAAGAUUUGAGUUUGCAGCCGACAAAUAUACAUGCAAAUUGGGAUUCAGUUCGGAGUUAAUCUCAGCGCUGCUCAAACUGUUUAGCGACUAUCGCAUGUUCCCUUAUGUGGAUCCGUGGUUCCUUAUGUGGCAUCGCAUAAAACCCUCGUAUCUGCAUCGUGUCAAGAAACUAAUUCGAAUGCAAACCACAUUUGUACCCGUUGAAAAUGUGUGA